This is a messenger RNA of Camarhynchus parvulus, 2250 nucleotides long. It is a transcript of the gene GPR12, whose product is annotated as G protein-coupled receptor 12. The transcript has 2 exons. Gene Ontology annotation, molecular function: G protein-coupled receptor activity. Gene Ontology annotation, biological process: G protein-coupled receptor signaling pathway. NCBI's taxonomy places the organism in Eukaryota, Metazoa, Chordata, Aves, Passeriformes, Thraupidae. Gene Ontology annotation, cellular component: membrane. The record is from RefSeq and is a predicted model, not a curated record. Bases 51 to 1055 code for a protein of 334 amino acids.
CGCCGGGGGACAGCCCAGGUGAUCCGCCGCUGGGGAAGACAGGGGUUAAAAUGAAUGAAGAUCUGAAGGUUAAUUUGAGCUGGCUGCCUCAGGAUCAUGUAGAAGCCAGCUCUACAGAGAAUGCCUCAGCUGCAGGCUCCUCCCUGGUUCCUGCCGUAGACCCUGAGCCAGAGCUUUUGGUAAACCCCUGGGACAUUGUCUUGUGUACUUCAGGGACCCUUAUCUCCUGCGAAAAUGCCAUUGUGGUUCUGAUCAUUUUCCAUAAUCCCAGUCUUCGCGCCCCCAUGUUCCUCCUGAUAGGCAGCCUGGCGCUGGCAGAUCUCUUAGCAGGCAUUGGAUUGAUCAUCAAUUUUGUUUUUGCCUACCUUCUGCAGUCAGAAGCUACGAAACUGGUUACGAUUGGACUGAUUGUUGCCUCUUUCUCAGCAUCUGUUGGCAGCUUGCUGGCUAUCACUGUUGAUCGUUACCUCUCCCUGUAUUAUGCUCUGACUUACAAUUCAGAGAGGACUGUCACUUUUACCUAUGUCAUGCUCAUAUUGCUCUGGGGAGCAUCUAUCUGUAUUGGACUGCUGCCUGUGAUGGGCUGGAACUGCCUCAGAGAUGAAUCCACCUGCAGUGUUAUCAGACCACUCACUAAAAAUAAUGCAGCUGUCCUUUCGGUCUCUUUCUUGCUUAUGUUUGCCCUCAUGCUGCAGCUCUACAUUCAGAUCUGUAAAAUCGUGAUGCGCCAUGCCCAUCAGAUUGCCUUGCAACACCAUUUCCUGGCCACUUCCCACUAUGUGACCACCCGAAAAGGAGUGUCUACUUUGGCCAUUAUUUUGGGGACCUUUGCAGCUUGCUGGAUGCCUUUUACGCUCUAUUCUUUAAUAGCAGAUUACACCUAUCCUUCUAUAUACACCUAUGCCACCCUCCUGCCAGCCACCUACAAUUCCAUCAUCAAUCCUGUAAUAUAUGCUUUUAGAAACCAGGAGAUACAGAAAGCACUUUGGCUCGUCUGUUGUGGCUGUAUUCCUUCUAACCUGUCUCAGAGGGCAAGAUCACCCAGUGAUGUCUGAUUGGCAGCCACGAGGACGCUCCUUAACAUGUUACUUUCCAGACAUUCUGUCUUUGGUUUAGAUGCAUUCAUUAAAUGGUGUGUGAUGGGUUCACAUAGAAACCGCAGGAUGGACUGACCUUUUUGUAAACAGAAAACCCCAGCGACCGAAAUCAAUCGAGUGGUUUAAGGAAGAUUUCCAAAAUCAAAAUAAUCAGUGUUCUUAACAGAUUUAUAAUGUUGCUCAGGGUCUUUUUGUCAUAUUACCCAGACUUUGCGAUGUUUGCCAUGAUUUUACAUUAAGUUUUCUAAUUAAAAUUAGAUUGAAACAACAUACUUUAAAAUUGUUUAUGUGAUUGAGUUUAGUCAUACUGCAUGUUACAAUCUGUUGUUUGGGUAUUUUUUUCCUCUUUAAUUUUUUUAAAACAGAAAAAAUAACCCCAAACCAAGUCCUGUUAACCCCAUCUGUAUAACAUCAGAAUACUCUUCAAAAUAAUGGCCAAUUGUACUGAUUUAUAUGGAAUUUAUUGUAAUAAUAUCAGUGAAACGAAUCGAAGUGAGAAAGUACUUGUGCUGCUUUUUAUUUUACAUCUCAGCAUGAACUAGGUUGACAGUUGUUUUCAAGAGUUACCUGUUCUCUCAUGUGUUCUGGCUGGAUGUUAAAGCAAGAGAUAUGUGUUGAUUUCCUUUUCAAAAAUCAGACAUACGUUUUUACUUGCAUGUGGGACAUCGGAGCUAUGCUGUUGAUUUUAAAACUGACGAGGGUAUCUUUGAAAUUGAUGAAACAAUAUGGCCUCUUUCAGCUAUGCAUUUGUAAUAGAUUGAAAACUAGGUUUCUCAGACAAGUUUAUCUUUUCAGAACAGUAUGAGAAAUGUUUCAUAAAACAAUCUAUAGAUUGCUCACAGCACUUACUUAGCACAAAUGGUUCCCCUACAUUUUUUACCAAGUCAAUACUAUUACCAUUUGUUUUCGCUGUUCUCCAAUGUAAUUUUAAAUACCAACAUUUAUAAAUUCUCAAAGCAUAUCUGGUUCAUAAUUGUAUGCAAACAGGACUGCAAGAUGAAACAGUGUUUUCUCCUUUUCUGGCAGUUUCAUUCUUUGCACUGUACACAUGUCAGGUCAUUUCAUUAUAGAACUUCAUUAUAGUUCUGGUCUAGAAAGCAGAGCUUCCUCUCGUGGAUGGUUAAAUUUCAAACUGCUUCUAACCUUCCACUGA